Ananas comosus (pineapple) is the source of this 3216-nucleotide messenger RNA. RefSeq names its product pyruvate, phosphate dikinase 2. The record is from RefSeq and is a predicted model, not a curated record. The transcript has 20 exons. Bases 87 to 2954 code for a protein of 955 amino acids. Gene Ontology annotation, biological process: phosphorylation; pyruvate metabolic process. Gene Ontology annotation, molecular function: kinase activity; ATP binding; pyruvate, phosphate dikinase activity. NCBI's taxonomy places the organism in Eukaryota, Viridiplantae, Streptophyta, Magnoliopsida, Poales, Bromeliaceae.
AAAGAAAGAAAGAAAGAGGAGAAGAGUGUAUAAAAAAGUACACAAUAAUCCUUCGGGUACGAAGGGUGUAUAUAUGCGGUGCACGAAUGAUAAUCUACGUGCAAAGUUUGAGCACAAAGAUUAAACCUCACGGGGAGGAGAUUUGUCGGCUUAGAGGGAGGCGAGGAUGUGCCGGCGGCGGCCGUAGACCGACUACGCGCUGUCGGAUUCGAGCCGUUCGCUUUGACGACAUUCCUAUCAACCCGAGUCGACUCGAGAUGCAAGCACCAGCUCCGAGCAGCUGUUGCUGCACGCCUCUUAAAGCAGUCGCCGCGCCGAUCGUGACCACCAAAAAGAGGGUGUUCACCUUCGGCAAAGGGAAGAGCGAGGGCAACAAAGGCAUGAAAGCUCUGCUGGGGGGGAAGGGGGCGAACCUGGCGGAGAUGGCGAGCAUCGGGCUGUCGGUGCCGGCGGGGCUGACGGUGUCGACGGAGGCGUGCCAGCAGUACCAGGAGAACGGGCAGGAGCUGCCGGCGGGGCUCUGGGAGGAGAUCCUGGAAGGCCUGCGCUGGGUCGAGGACGAGAUGGCCGCCCGCCUCGGCGACCCCCGCAAGCCCCUCCUCCUCUCCGUCCGCUCCGGCGCCGCCGUGUCGAUGCCGGGGAUGAUGGACACGGUGCUGAACCUGGGGCUGAACGACGAGGUGGUGGAGGGGCUGGCGGCCAAGAGCGGAGAGAGGUUCGCCUACGACUCCUACCGCCGCUUUCUCGACAUGUUUGGAAAUGUGGUGAUGGGCAUUCCCCACGCGUUGUUUGAGGAGAAGCUGGAAGCGCUGAAAGCGUCGAAAGGCCUCCGCCUGGACACCGAGCUGACUGCCGCCGAUCUCAAGCAGUUGGUGUCCGAGUACAAGAAUGUCUACCUCCAAGCCAAGGGGGAGCAAUUCCCUUCGGAUCCGAAGAAGCAGCUGUAUUUGGCGGUGUUGGCGGUGUUCGACUCGUGGGACAGCCCGAGGGCGAGGAAGUAUCGGAGCAUCAAUCAGAUCACGGGGCUCAAGGGCACGGCGGUGAACGUGCAGUGCAUGGUGUUCGGCAACAUGGGCGACACCUCCGGCACCGGCGUCCUCUUCACCCGCAACCCUAGCACCGGCGACAACAAGCUCUACGGCGAGUUCCUCGUCAAUGCUCAGGGUGAGGAUGUAGUUGCGGGAAUAAGAACUCCACAGGAUCUGGACAUGAUGAAGGAAUGUAUGCCAGAUGCUUAUGCAGAGCUUGUUGAGAACUGCAAAAUUUUAGAGCGGCAUUACAAAGAUAUGAUGGAUAUUGAGUUUACUGUCCAAGAAAAUAGGCUUUGGAUGCUUCAGUGCAGAUCAGGGAAGCGUACUGGCAAAGGUGCUGUGAAGAUUGCUGUAGAUAUUGUCACAGAGGGCCUUGUGGAUAAACGAUCUGCCAUUAAAAUGGUUGAACCAGGCCAUCUUGACCAACUUCUUCAUCCUCAGUUUGAAGAUCCAUCUGCCUAUAAGGACAAAGUGAUUGCCACAGGCUUGCCUGCGUCUCCAGGAGCUGCGGUAGGUCAAGUUGUCUUCACGGCUGAUGAUGCUGAAACAUGGCAUGCCCAAGGAAAGGCUGUUAUUCUGGUAAGGACAGAAACUAGCCCAGAAGAUGUUGGUGGCAUGCAUGCAGCUACUGGAAUUCUGACAGCUCGAGGUGGCAUGACUUCCCAUGCCGCCGUUGUAGCACGUGGAUGGGGGAAGUGUUGCGUUUCUGGAUGCUCUGAUAUUCGUGUAAAUGAUAUCGACAAGGUGCUUGUUGUUGGAGAUAAAAAAAUUUAUGAAGGUGACUGGUUAUCACUGAAUGGAUCUACUGGAGAAGUUAUUCUGGGAAAGCAGCCAUUGUCUCCACCAGCUCUUAGUGGUGACUUGGAAACUUUUAUGGCUUGGGUUGACGAGAUCAGGCAACUAAAGGUAAUGGCAAAUGCUGACACACCGGGAGAUGCAUUGACUGCAAGAAACAAUGGCGCAGAAGGAAUUGGACUCUGCAGGACAGAACACAUGUUCUUUGCUUCUGAUGAAAGGAUCAAGGCUGUGAGAAAGAUGAUAAUGGCAGUAACUCAUGAACAGAGGCAAAAAGCAUUAGGCCUCCUCUUGCCUUACCAGAGAUCUGACUUUGAAGGCAUAUUCCGUGCCAUGGAUGGACUUCCAGUUACUAUCCGAUUGUUGGAUCCUCCACUGCAUGAAUUCCUGCCAGAAGGUAAUGUUGAGGACAUUGUGCGCGAACUGUCUUCAGAGACUGGCACACCCGAAGAGGAAGUUUUUGCAAGAAUUGAGAAGCUGUCUGAAGUAAAUCCGAUGCUUGGUUUCCGUGGCUGCAGGCUUGGUAUAUCAUACCCUGAAUUAACAGAGAUGCAAGCGCGCGCUAUCUUUGAAGCUGCGAUAUCCAUGAGCAAUCAGGGUAUUAAAGUUCUUCCAGAAAUAAUGGUACCUCUCGUUGGUACACCGCAGGAACUCGGGCACCAAGUCAGUCUGAUACGCAAAAUUGCGGAGGAAGUUUUUGCUAAUAUGGGCACCUCCCUUAGCUAUAAAAUUGGGACCAUGAUCGAAAUCCCUAGGGCUGCCCUAGUAGCGGAUGAGAUAGCAGAGCAAGCUGAGUUCUUUUCUUUUGGAACAAACGAUCUCACACAGAUGACAUUUGGUUACAGUAGAGAUGAUGUUGGCAAGUUUCUCCCAAUCUACUUAUCUAAGGGUAUCCUCCAAAGCGAUCCAUUCGAGGUGCUUGAUCAGAAAGGAGUGGGAGAGCUCAUUAAGAUUGCUACAGAAAGAGGUCGCAGAGCAAGGCCCAACUUAAAGGUGGGAAUUUGUGGUGAGCAUGGUGGGGAACCUUCUUCAGUUGCAUUUUUUGCAAAGGCUGGGUUGGACUAUGUUUCGUGCUCCCCAUUCAGGGUUCCUAUUGCCAGACUUGCAGCGGCCCAGGUGGUCGCCUGAAGGGCUCCAAAUCUGAGAGAUGUUGAUGAUAAUGCCGAAAAAUUUCUCGACAGCAAUAAAAAUAACCGCUGCAUGGUAAAUGUGCCCCGUGUCAUCUCUCCGAAGGCAACUAUGAAGUCUGAAUUGAACUCUGCUGUGGAGAUAAAUGUAGGAUACAAUUAGAGACGAGUCUAUACUGCGUGUCCUUUUGGUCUCUAUGUGAUGUGAAGAACACUGGUUUGUUAUGAAUAAUAAAGUAAUGCAGCUGUUUAAUUAUUGCUCA